UCCAUAUCUCAAAGACAAACUUCUCUUGUAUCUCUUUCCUCUCCACCUUAAACUUUUUUAUCUCUCGUAUUUCUUGAAGACCUCCUUCUCUGUAUCUGUUCUUCACAAAAAAAAUCUUGAAGAAAGAAAAAGAAAUAAUAAUUUAUAAGUUGAUCUGGUGUAUUGGAAGAACCCCCUCGAAGUCAGAACUUCUUUUUGCUUUUUGUUGCUUCCCCAUAGAUUUUCCUAGGAAGUAGCCCAAGGAAAUCACCCAAAAGUCAACAGAGUUAAGAAGGAUUAUUCACCAACCUGAGGUUCGGGUGUGUUUUCAUCUAUUUCAGUGCAUCGACCAUGAUGAAUACCUAAUCUGAGAGAUUGACAGUUCUGCCCUUGGAUAUCACCGUAAAUGACGAGAAGACCAGACCUCCGACGUGGCAUACUCGCCACCGUGGCCGUAAUAACAAUACUCCUCUCAAUUUUCCCGCCAAUUACCGAAUCGACCGUUGAGAAACAAGCUCUGUUUCGCUUCAAAAACCGCCUCAACGACCCUCACAACGUUCUACAAUCUUGGAAACCCUCCAAUUCACCCUGCACGUUUCACGGCGUCACGUGCGAUCCACUCUCCGGAGAAGUCACUGGUAUCUCUCUAGAGAACGCGAAUCUCUCUGGCUCCAUCUCUCCGGCUAUCUCAUCUCUCACAAAGCUCUCUACCUUAUCCCUUCCCUUUAAUCUCAUCUCCGGCCAGAUCCCGUCUGAGAUAGUUAACUGCACAAACCUCAAAGUCCUAAACCUCACCUCAAACAGACUCUCCGGUACGAUCCCUGACUUCUCCCCUCUGAAAAACCUGGAGAUCCUCGACGUCUCCGUGAACUUCUUAACCGGAGAGUUUCAGAGCUGGGUAGGGAAUCUGACUCGGUUGGUUUCUCUCGGUGUGGGAAACAACUACUACGAAGAAGGCGAGAUUCCGAAGAGAAUCGGCGGUUUGAAGAGACUCACUUGGCUCUACUUAGCUAAAUCCAACUUGACCGGACACAUUCCAGACUCCAUAUUUGAUCUGAUCGCUCUCGACACUUUCGACAUCGCCAGGAACGCAAUCUCGGGAGAUUUUCCAGCCUCGAUCACGAGGCUGGAAAAUCUCACCAAGAUCGAGUUAUACGAGAACAGAUUCACCGGUGAAAUCCCACCGGAGAUCGGAAACUUGACUCAUUUACGCGAGCUUGAUGUCUCUUUGAACCAGCUGAGUGGCGCGUUACCUCGAGAACUCGAAAACCUGAAAGAGCUCAGAGUCUUCCACUGUCAUCAAAACAACUUCUCCGGCGAGUUUCCUUCGGGUUUCGGAGAAAUGCGUUUCUUAACUUCCUUAUCGAUCUACAGGAACAACUUCUCCGGUGAAUUCCCAGCGAACAUCGGUCGGUUUUCGCCGUUGGACACCGUUGAUAUAUCCGAAAACCGGUUUACAGGUCCAUUCCCUCGUUUCUUAUGCCAGAACCAUAAACUACAGUUCUUACUCGCCUUGCAGAAUGAAUUCUCCGGCGAGAUUCCGACAUCCUACGCAGGAUGCAAAUCUCUCUUGAGGCUCAGGAUUAACCAGAAUCUUCUUACUGGUCACGUUCCUGAAGGCUUCUGGGCUCUGCCGCUAGCUAAGAUGAUCGAUCUCAGCGAUAACAGUCUCUCCGGGGAGAUCUCUUCUCAGAUAGGACUCUCAACGGAGUUGAGCCAGCUGAUUUUGCAGAACAACAGAUUCUCCGGCAAGAUCCCUCGUGAAGUUGGGAAGUUGACAAAUAUAGAGAGGAUUUAUCUGAGCACCAACAGUUUUUCAGGUGAAAUACCGACAGAACUCGGAGACUUAAAACAGUUGUCUUCUCUGCAUCUUGAAAACAAUUCACUGACAGGAUAUAUCCCUGUCGGAUUGACAAAAUGUGUCAGACUUGUUGAUCUGAAUCUUGCCAAGAACUCUUUAUCCGGAGAGAUACCUAACAGUUUAUAUCAGAUCUCUUCUUUGAACUCUUUGGACCUCUCAGGGAACGGGUUAACGGGAGAGAUCCCUGCGACUCUAGUGAAGCUGAAGCUGAGUUUCAUAGAUUUGUCUGAGAAUCAACUCUCAGGAAGAAUACCACCUGAUCUCUUAGCGGUGGGAGGUUCCACCGCGUUCUUACGCAACGAGAAGCUCUGUGUAGACAACCAAAACGUCAAAACAAGUGAAGAAUCUGCUCUGAGCUUAUGCAGUGGCGACCAGCACGUGGAGAAGAAGCGUUCACUAGACGGAACGCUCUUGUUCUUGGCUCUUGCUAUUGCCAUGGUAGUGCUGGUGACUGGUGUGUUUGCGUUGCGUUACAGAGUUGUGAAGAUACGUGAGUUCGACAGAGAAAACGGGGAUAUCAACAAGGCGGAUGCGAAGUGGAGGAUCGCGUCUUUCCAUCAGAUGGAGCUAGACGCUGAGGAGAUUUGUAAAUUGGAUGAAGAUCACGUGAUUGGAGCUGGAAGUGCGGGGAAGGUGUACCGUGUUGAUUUGAAAAAAGGCGGUGGUACGGUGGCGGUUAAGUGGUUGAAGAGAGGAGAAGAAGAUGGUAACAAAACAGACGUCUGUGUUGCGGAAAUGGAGAUUCUUGGAAAGAUCAGACACAGAAACGUGUUGAAGCUAUACGCUUGUCUUGUUGGAAGAGGUUCUAGCUAUCUGGUGUUUGAGUUCAUGGAGAAUGGAAACUUGUAUCAGGCUCUUCACCAGAAUAUUAAAGGUGGACUACCUGAAUUGGAUUGGCAAAAACGGUAUAAAAUCGCGGUGGGGGUUGGUAAAGGAAUUGCAUAUUUGCAUCAUGAUUGCUGUCCUCCGAUCAUUCACAGAGAUAUAAAGUCAAGCAACAUAUUGCUUGACGGGGAUUAUGAGUCGAAAAUCGCGGAUUUUGGAGUUGCAAAAGUUGCAGAAAAGGGAUAUGAAUGGAGCUGUGUUGCUGGGACUCAUGGCUAUAUGGCUCCCGAGCUGGCUUACUCCUUCAAGGCAACAGAGAAGAGUGAUGUGUACAGUUUCGGUGUGGUUCUUCUAGAGAUAGCGACUGGUCUUCGGCCAGUGGAAGACAGGUUCGGAGAGGGCAAGGACAUUGUUGACUAUGUUUUAUUUAAAAUCCAACAAGAUCGGAGGAACCUUAGAAACGUCUUGGACAAGCAAGUUCUGUCUUCUUCUGUAGAGGAAAGCAUGAUUAAGGUUCUGAAAAUGGGUCUUCUCUGCACUACAAAGCUCCCUAGUCUCAGACCAAACAUGAGAGAGGUCGUGAGAAAGCUUGAAGACGCUGAUCCAUGCGUCUGCAACUCUCUAGACAGAACCGGAAAGAUUACAGUGUAG
Molecule: messenger RNA, 3316 nt
Organism: Eruca vesicaria subsp. sativa (arugula)
Lineage: Eukaryota; Viridiplantae; Streptophyta; Magnoliopsida; Brassicales; Brassicaceae
Source: the annotation of a GenBank genome assembly